Messenger RNA from Zychaea mexicana, 1634 nucleotides. RefSeq lists its product as uncharacterized. The transcript has 5 exons. The coding region runs from base 218 to 1333 and encodes 371 amino acids. NCBI's taxonomy places the organism in Eukaryota, Fungi, Mucoromycota, Mucoromycetes, Mucorales, Lichtheimiaceae. The record is from RefSeq and is a predicted model, not a curated record.
GUGUGAGCCCCGGUUUCCCUUUCUCGUAGCUGCUCUCCCUGUCCUGUCUUGCUCCUUUUUUUUUUAAUCCACCACCUUGCUCGAUGUAGAGCGUGCGUCCGUGUGAGUGUCUUUGCGUCUCUCUCUCGUUCUCUUCUUCUUCUUCUUCUUCUUCUUCUCCCUCUCUUUCUCUCUUUUCCACUUCUUUACACUCACCUUUUAUAUAUCUCUUCAUGGCAUGAUGCAGGAAAAUGAAGAACGACCCUGUUAUGACCGAGGCAAUGGGUCGCCAUUCUGCUCACCGAUAGUCUCGGAUACAUGGUACAAUGGAUCCUACUAUCAGUUCGUGUGGAAUUACAAUUACCCAUACUACGUUUCAUCAGAGUACAUCAAUCUCUUUCUGUAUUACAAGGAGAACUAUGCGUUCCAACCAAUCAAGAACUGGACAAACGUGCACCGUGCGGACGGACAACUUGCUGUGCAAGUCGACGACUCGUGGUUCCCUGAACUGCUUGAGCCCGCAGGCGCACCUAACAAGACAUGGUCCAUGUAUGGAUUGUAUUUACCUGCAGGCAUGGAUCCGGCCGCUGAACUGACAAAUCCGAAAAGUCAAUACCCACGACCCUUUAACUUUUCCGUCGUCCAGCCUUCUUACCCUUCAAACCAUCCAGCAUUGCAUCCAGGCCAAGAUUUAGGCAACGCCCUUCCCGGCUGGGCCGUGGCUGUCAUUGUUCUGGGCGCACUCACAGCAGCGGCCGCGGUUAUUGCUGGAUGUCUGAUUGUUCGACGUCGUAAAAAACCAUCGAUAUCCGACGCUACUAUGGUUGUUGUUCCGGCACCUUGUGCUGCUACUGGUGGUGGUGGUGGUGGUGGGACGCAUACCACAAAGUCCAUCAUGAUGAUGACAGAAACCGAUUCUUCGAUCUACUCGACAACCCCUAUCAUGAAUAGUAAUACCGUCGCCUAUAAUAACAGCAGCGAGUCUCCUCGUUUAUCAUCCAGCCAGUAUUGCUACUACCAACACGCGAACAACUCUUCCUUGCGUCGCUCUUCGUCAGGCAUGAUGGUACCACCUAAUGGUGGCACGACUCGCAACUCUUUCGAUGAUUCAACUAGCAGCCGCAGGCUGGCUGAUAGUACGUUCAUGUGGAUGGUCAACAACGAACAGCAACAACCUAGUGACGACGUAGCAGUAGGAGACGAUGAGCAGCGACGGAGAAGACUGGGUGAAGCGUUACUGGCACAGCAACUAUUAGAGGAGGAAGGAGCAUCAGUGAAACACGCUGAACGACGGCCUGUUACUGUUCAAAGCAUUUCGGGCCAAGAGAGCCAUGCCGUCUUUGAAGAACGUUAAACUUACUCUAAUUAUCUUUUCACAUACUCUAUAUUACACAUUCUUGCAUCAACAUUAUUACCAACCAACGAGUCAACCCCCUUUAAACAAGCAGCGUACAUAGAACCCGCCCCUUACCAUACCCAGAGUCCUAUAUUAGUAUUCUUUUGAAAUCCCUUUCCAUGCACACACACAAACAGUGUCUCUCUCUCUCUCUCUCUCUCUACCAUUACUAGUUUGGCCACUCCUUAUUCUUGCCUUUUUUUUUGCUUUCCUCUUUUUUAUACUAAACUAUUUGAAACACUAAUAAUAAUUAUAAUCG